AGUGACCACACCACACACAACCAAACAAACUGCAGCAUGAACUUCCUCUAUCCUCAGCUCUAUAUCUACACACACCACAGACAUGUUCAGUAUUAGAGUUUAACCCUCUCCUCGUUUCUCUACACUUCCUCUGUUUGUUCUGCCCUUUCUUCACCGGACGGACUGUCGGACAUGGACAGACAGGGUGGAAAAGCAUUUGGAGCCCUGAAAUCCAAGCAAGAAGACAAGCUGAAUGCAGUUAAUGAGAAUUUUUUUCUUUGUGCUUUUUAAGAUGUUUCUUAAUGAUCCCAAAUAUGCAGACGAAGAAGACCUUAACUCCAAAUUGGAAUCCUUUAAAAAUAAAUACAUGGAGUUUGACCUAAAUGACCAAGGAGAAAUAGAUAUGAUGGGACUGAAGCGUAUGCUGGAGAAGCUGGGAGUAGCCAAGACUCAUCUUGAGCUCAAGAAAAUGAUUUCAGAGGUAGUAGGAGGAGCCUCCCGUGACACCAUCGGCUAUAGCGACUUCCUCAACAUGAUGCUGGGCAAAAGGAAUGCCAUCCUGAGAAUCAUCUUGAUGUUUGAGGACAAAGCAAAAGAACAAGAGUGUAAGGAAACUGGUCCACCACCACGAAAGACAUUUUCUGAUCUGCCAUGAAGUCAGCCCAGGGUGAACGUUAAGGCCCCGCAUGGCAACACCGACCGACUGGAAAAGAUCUAGAAUCAUUUAUGUUACUUUAAUAACCUCAGACAAAAUCAGAAACAAAAAUUGACAUGAAAGUGUGUCAUGAGUAGUAAAAAUUCAGAAUGAGAUCAACUGUAGAUACAGUUUUUUUUUCUGAAAUACAGAUAAUUUCAGAGUAUAACCAAUAAAGUGUUGGUCUGAAUUCAGAAUCUGUAAUGAAUGUUUUUUUCUUAUUCUAAAGAA
This is a messenger RNA of Scleropages formosus (Asian bonytongue), 904 nucleotides long. RefSeq names its product allograft inflammatory factor 1-like. The transcript is spliced from 6 exons. Gene Ontology annotation, biological process: ruffle assembly; actin filament bundle assembly. NCBI's taxonomy places the organism in Eukaryota, Metazoa, Chordata, Actinopteri, Osteoglossiformes, Osteoglossidae. Gene Ontology annotation, cellular component: ruffle membrane; actin filament. The record is from RefSeq and is a predicted model, not a curated record. The coding region runs from base 233 to 634 and encodes 133 amino acids. Gene Ontology annotation, molecular function: actin filament binding; calcium ion binding.